This is a messenger RNA of Limanda limanda (common dab), 3115 nucleotides long. It is a transcript of the gene fdps, whose product is annotated as farnesyl diphosphate synthase (farnesyl pyrophosphate synthetase, dimethylallyltranstransferase, geranyltranstransferase). The transcript has 9 exons. Bases 1595 to 2791 code for a protein of 398 amino acids. The record is from RefSeq and is a predicted model, not a curated record. Gene Ontology annotation, molecular function: dimethylallyltranstransferase activity; (2E,6E)-farnesyl diphosphate synthase activity. Gene Ontology annotation, cellular component: cytoplasm. Gene Ontology annotation, biological process: trans, trans-farnesyl diphosphate biosynthetic process. NCBI's taxonomy places the organism in Eukaryota, Metazoa, Chordata, Actinopteri, Pleuronectiformes, Pleuronectidae.
CAUAAAUAAUGUCUUGAUCCGUUAUGCGACGUCUAGCUGAGCUAAGUGGAUGCAGGGGAAUCAUGGAGUGACGUCAGAGUAUUUGGAGAAUUAAAUAUAAAGCUAUGCUUAUUUUUUUCUGACUGAAUAUUUACGUUGUUAUGGUUUUUUAUUCUGCUCCUUGUGCAGAUUCGUAUUUUGUGGUUUUUAUUUGUAUUUUGAAAACUGGACAAACAGGUUUUAACACCACAGCUGUUUGAAUCGAUAAACAUGCAACAGGUAUGUGUGAGUGCUGUAACAUACAGGAAACAAAUACAUGUGAGAAUUUAUUAUCAUCAGUAUCAUCAGGAAAAACAAUAUUAUCAUAAGCAGGCAUCAAAUUAACCUUAAACCAGAAAAGUAUAGGCUAAGAGCAAUCAGCACCGAAUAAGUUGUUUGCCAACUGGCAGGAAAAACAUCAGGUGAAGAAAAUGCAACUAAAGAAAUUAGAGGUAAAUAUGACAGUAAGUUACCUUUUGGCUGAAGUUUUCAAGCACAAUCAAAUCAGAGGUUACUAAGGAAUGGGUGGAGGAAUGCACAUGGAAACUGAAUGUAGACAGCAUGAUGUAAUCCAAAAGGAAGUAGGAGAAUAUAGAAAAACUAAUAGAUAAAAAUAAAUUAAAAGAGUUUGGUUCAAGGAUGAGAUUUGGACACAGGUUUUUAAAGUACACAAAAAAUAAUGGGCAUGAAAUAAAAAUGAACAUGCUCCAGGUGUGUGAGAACUGUUACAGGAAACCACAGAGCACAUUAUGAUUCAUUGUUUUCAAUAUCGACAGGAAAGACAAUCAUUCAUUAGCAGAUUGGAAAAAGAUCUCAUACUUGAUACUUGAACUGAAGUCUGGGCAUGAGGCUGUUAUAGCAAUGUAAUCUAUUUUUGUAUAGAACAGGACACAUUAGAAAAGUAUAGUAUAAUAUAGGAAUGGUUAAGAUCUACACUCCAGUUCAGAAGGUGGCAUUUAGUGUCUAACACUUGUUUUUCAACAGUUAUUAAAGACAAGAAGACGAAUUGCUUCCUUGUUUGCACCAAUCAUUUCCCAAAAGCGAAGCACUGAGGCAAACUAAUGACCUUUUAAGGGAAACUUUAAAAUUUAAUUUAAGAAUUUUGUUUUCUGCCAAUCUGCCAAUCUUCUGAGUCCCAUUCCAGUCCUAUAGGUGGCGGUGAUGCACCAAUACGUUGUUUGCCAACCACCAUAGAAAACAAAAGAAGAAGAAUUUUUUCUGUGUGUGUUUAGUGAUACUUUCCCAUAAUUAAAGCACCAGGGACAACAUGUGAUCGGUAAUGGCGUUUUCAUAGGAAACUGGUAGAAUAGAGAGAAUUUUAGGAGCUUUCUUUCAUUUGCCUGCCAGUCCUGUGAUGCACACUCCAGUCCAGUAGGGGGAGACAGUGAUUCGUAAGCUGGCGUUUAAACCUAGAAGAAGAAGAUGCACUGCAGCACCUGGUGCUAGCAGAGUUUGUUGACCAUGGAGCUAACAACAUUAGCCUGGCAGGUGUCGUGCGGAUCAGCAGGUUUUUGACAUGACUCUUAAAGCUUUGUCAGCGCAGGCAGACAUCUGACCGCCAGGGACGAGGUCCGGGAUGAGACGCCUGCUCGGCCUGCUGGUGCAACUCCCCGGGAAGUGGCGACCGGUGCCUCCGCUGAAGUUUAAACACACAUGUCCUCUUGUGCUGUCCUCCUCGUCCCUGCAGGCGGACAGCACCAGCAACGGGACCAUGAACGGGACCCACAGCAAGAAGCCGCUGCUGUCCGACCCGCAGCUGUUCGAGGAUCAGUUCGAUGAGCUGCUGACGGAGCUGACGGAGCGGGACCUCACUGACCCGGUGCUGGCGGAUGCUCUGCGCAGGAUGAGAGAGGUUAUGGUGUACAAUGCCCCUGGAGGCAAGAGGAACCGAGGCCUGUCUGUGAUUGGCUCGCUCAGGGAGCUUCUCCCGGCCUCUGAGCUCACCCAGGACACCGUGCAGCGGGCUCUGGUUAUUGGCUGGUGCAUUGAGUUGCUUCAGGCAUUUUUCCUCAUGUCAGAUGAUAUCAUGGAUUCAUCUGUGACUAGGAGAGGGCAACCCUGCUGGUACAAGAAGGAUGGAAUAGGUUUGGAUGCCAUCAAUGAUGCGUUUCUCAUGGAAGGAUUGAUCUACAGGCUACUCCGCAGACACUGCAGGGAUCAGUCGUACUAUGUCCACCUGCUGGAGCUAUUUACUGAGACAUCCUUUCAGACAGAGCUUGGCCAGACAUUGGACCUCAUUACAGCCCCCCCUGGUCAGAUAGACUUCAACAGAUUCACCAUGGAGAGGUACAAAGCUAUUGUAAAAUACAAGACUGCUUUCUACUCUUUUUACCUCCCAGUGGCAGCUGCAAUGUACAUGGCAGGAAUCACCAGCGAUGAGGAACACAAUAAUGCCAAAUACAUCUUACUUGAGAUGGGAGAAUUUUUCCAAAUACAGGAUGACUACCUAGACUGUUUUGGUGACCCUGCUGUUACAGGAAAGAUUGGUACAGACAUUCAGGAUAACAAGUGCAGCUGGCUGGUUGUGACGGCCCUGGAAAUCAUGACCGCUGAACAGAGAGCAGAGCUGGAGACAUGUUACGCACGCCACGAUGAAGCCAGCAUAGAGAAGGUCAAAGCGCUGUACAACACCCUGCAAAUGCCAACACUGUACCACAAAUACGAGACUGAGAGCUACCAGCGGCUGCAGAAGCUCAUCGCUCGUCACGCUCAGAACCUCCCCCACCCCAUCUUCCUCAACUUUGCUGACAAAAUCUACAAGAGGAUCAAGUGAGAAGGAAUGAUGAUCUUCUGAGGUGUUUUAUCUCCUCUCCCUCUAUAGAGGUUUUACCAGGAAGAGACCUCCAACUCGUACAACAUGACCCAAUCUAACACGUUAUAGUUUCUAAGUCUUGCACUUUCAUGAACUUUUCAGACAUUUGUAGAUAUUUGGAUGUAAAUGUCAUCAAAUAACCAUUUUUUCCUUUUCUAUUUAUUGAACCUAGUGCAUAAUGUACAUUGUAGUCAUUGAUAAUGUAUGUGUAUGACUUCUGAGGACAGCGGGCCAUUCUGUUAAUUCCAUAUAUAUUUUUAAUAAAUAUAACAUAUACAUACAGUA